Brugia pahangi is the source of this 825-nucleotide messenger RNA. Lineage: Eukaryota; Metazoa; Nematoda; Chromadorea; Rhabditida; Onchocercidae. The record is from the annotation of a GenBank genome assembly.
AUGAAUGAAAGAAAAAAUAGAUAUGAAGUGAAGAUUCAGGUUGGAAAUAGAUAUGAAGUGAAGAUUCAAGUUGGAAAUAGAUAUGAAGUGAAGAUUCAGGUUGGAAAUAGAUAUGAAGUGAAGAUUCAGGUUGGAAAUAGAUAUGAAGUGAAGAUUCAGGUUGGAAAUAGAUAUGAAGUGAAGAUUCAGGUUGGAAAUAGAUAUGAAGUGAAGAUUCAGGUUGGAAAUAGAUAUGAAGUGAAGAUUCAGAUUGGAAAUAGAUAUGAAGUGAAGAUUCAGGUUGGAAAUAGAUAUGAAGUGAAGAUUCAGGUUGGAAAUAGAUAUGAAGUGAAGAUUCAGGUUGGAAAUAGAUAUGAAGUGAAGAUUCAGGUUGGAAAUAGAUAUGAAGUGAAGAUUCAGGUUGGAAAUAGAUAUGAAGUGAAGAUUCAGGUUGGAAAUAGAUAUGAAGUGAAGAUUCAGGUUGGAAAUAGAUAUGAAGUGAAGAUUCAGGUUGGAAAUAGAUAUGAAGUGAAGAUUCAGGUUGGAAAUAGAUAUGAAGUGAAGAUUCAGAUUGGAAAUAGAUAUGAAGUGAAGAUUCAGGUUGGAAAUAGAUAUGAAGUGAAGAUUCAGGUUGGAAAUAGAUAUGAAGUGAAGAUUCAGGUUGGAAAUAGAUAUGAAGUGAAGAUUCAGGUUGGAAAUAGAUAUGAAGUGAAGAUUCAGGUUGGAAAUAGAUAUGAAGUGAAGAUUCAGGUUGGAAAUAGAUAUGAAGUGAAGAUUCAGGUUGGAAAUAGAUAUGAAGUGAAGAUUCAGGUUGGAAAUAGAUAUGAAGUUUCAGGUUGGAAAUAG